GGCCGUGGCACCAUAACCCUCGCCCUAAUCGCCCAUCGCGCCUCCCUCACCGCCCUCGCCUCAACCUAUCCCCUCCGCCUUAUCUCCCCGCGCUCACACUCGACGCUCGGAACCCAUGCCGCCGUCUACGUGCUCACGUUCGGUGGUGGCGUCCUUAGCACCGACCGGCUGUCGCUGGAUGUGAGGGUGGGGAGGGGAUGUGCGUUGAGUUUGCAUACGCAGGGGAAUACGAAGAUUUUCAUGCCGCCCCCGACUACUGUGGGGUUGGAUGAUGGUGCCGGUAGUGGUCAGACGCACACGAGGGGGAGGAGAAGGCAAGCGCCGCAUCAGCUGCUUACGUGCAGGAUCGAGCCUCAUGCGCUGCUAUGCGUGCUGCCAGAUCCAACUACUCUGUUUGCCGGCGCGUCAUACACCCAGCAUCAAACGUUCCACCUUGCGAACGAGGAUGCGUCGUUGGUUUUGCUGGAUUGGUAUACGUCUGGCAGAGCAAGUCGCGGGGAAGUGUGGGCUUGGGAGAGGUUUGAGAGUCGGAACGAGGUUUUGCAUAGUACAUUGAAGGAGACUUGUAUUCUACGCGACACAUGGCUUCUCGAAAACACUGCCGCUUCACCAAAACAGCAAACUACAUAUGCAUCCCGGAUGGGCCAUUACCACUGCUUCGCCAACUUGAUCCUCAUCGGGUCGCGCACAUCACAAAUUCGGAAGCGGAUUGAAGAGGAGUUUGCCAAGAUCGUCAUUGUCACUUCUGGAUCU
Messenger RNA from Fimicolochytrium jonesii, 753 nucleotides. RefSeq names its product UreD urease accessory protein-domain-containing protein. Gene Ontology annotation, molecular function: nickel cation binding. The transcript has 2 exons. NCBI's taxonomy places the organism in Eukaryota, Fungi, Chytridiomycota, Chytridiomycetes, Spizellomycetales, Powellomycetaceae. The annotation marks the transcript as partial. The record is from RefSeq and is a predicted model, not a curated record.